CUGGGGGACCAGGCCUGAACCCAAGGAUCCAAUUCCCAUACAAGACAUUUCUGAAAAGAAAACAUCCCAGAAGGCAACACUGGAAAGAUUCACAAAGGAUGGUAUCUGGUACUCUAAAUUAGUCUGGGUAUUGAGUCCUAUUUGUCUCAUAAAAGGAGCUUGAUAGAAUCCAUUCUUUCUCCAUCACUGAAAACAAGUAAUAUAGUACAUAUUAGCCUAGUGGAUCCAGUGAAGAAUGUCCAAAGAUUCUCCUGCACUUUAUUCCCCCGCCCCCCCCCCUCCCCCCCGUAUCUAGGGCGCUAGAAGAAAUGGAUGCUGCCGGUUUGGACUUUUCAUUAUGUAUUUCACGCCUCACUUUCCGGCCAUUUAUAACAAUGUUAAAUGUCAAAUCCUAUCCGUGGGUACUGCAGCAUUAACAUUUUUUCAUUCAAAAGAGUCCAAUAUUUCAACUUUUUCCUAUAUUUUUAAACCAGUUCCCUCUCCACCCCAACAUAUUUUAUCCUUCGAAUUAGUAAUCCUUUAUAUUUUUGAAACUAAUCUCUGACGAGGAAACUGAAAUUUUUUUAAAGUCCAAAUGAAUCAAUUCAAUUCAGCAUUUAUUAAACACCUAUGCAAAGCGCUGAGGAUACAAAGAAACAAGUUCCCGCCUUCAAGGAAUUUGCAUUCCGUGGAGAGGACCAGCAAAUAUAGGAGUGAACUUGAACCUGGAAAAUUGGUGAGACCUAGUGGGGCAAGUUCAAGGCUUUCCAAGAAGUAUUUGAGCCGCGCCUUAAAGCGGUCACACUGAAGAAGAAUAGCUAGGCACUGCUCUUUUUUCUGAUACCCUAACUCUUGUUACAGCCGUGCUGUGGGUAAAGAGAUACGGUUAGUCUUCUUGGUCCUGGGGAAGAAUUGAACUUGGCGGGGCUUGUUAACUGGAUACACCUUUGGGUGACCAGCCCUUAGAAUCCUUGGCAAAAAAGAGAGGGUGUUCCCCGUGUCCUUCUGGGAAUUGUAGUACUGAGGCUGUCUGGGCGCAGGCGCACUCCCAAGCCGGGCCUGAAGAUGCGUGCGCAGUAUCAACGCCAUCAUUGAUUCUUUGGCCCAGAACCAGCUACUUAUCGGAGAUCAGGCCAGACCCAGGACGGAGUUCCAGCAGCCUCACAAAAUAACUGCUGGUGUCUGGCCUGGAAUACCAGCAGGAGGAUUCUCUACAGAGGAGCUAGGAGAUCUCAGCUCCAGAGUGAAGUUUCCAGAUAAAGUAACUUUCCUUCUGAGGGUCCUGGCUUAUAGGAUCUGUUCAGUCCAGAAGCAUUCCUGAAGCAGACGCAAAUGGGAGACCUCUAGCCAGACAUUCAGAAAGGAGAAGAUCCUGGAGAAGCUGAUGCUUGAACAUUUCCUGAUCAUUCUGCUUGAGUAAAUGGGAUCAGAGUGAUACUAGAUAUCCAGAUAUCCCCUAGGAGUGAGUGACCUCGGCAGAUUUGACCCAAAUGCCUGGGGAGAGAGGAAUGGUUUUGGGAAGGAGUCAAAGUUCUUCCUUUUAAAAAAUCUGCUGUUGCCCAAUUGCUGGGCCUUGAUGAACUAGAAAUGACUUCUGUGCUUCUGGCAGCCAGAUCCCAGACUCGUCCUUGACUGGAGCAUUCUGCACUGGAAAUGGCUUGCUGAAUGAGUGACUGGAGCUGAAGGAGGAGGCUUGUGUUGGUAGACUUCUGACUGAAGACUACCAGGACUUCCACGUGGAGAUUGGGACUUGAGGGAUCUCUUGCUGGAAUCUUUAACAUUCAAGGAUGUGGCUGUGGACUUUACUCAGGAAGAGUGGAGGCAACUGGACCCUGGUCAGAGGUACUUGUACAGGGAUGUAAUGCUGGAGAACUAUAGCAAUCUGGUCUCUUUGGGACAUCAAAUUUCCAAACCUGAUGUGAUCUCCCAGUUGGAGCAAGGAGAAGAGCCUUGGCUAGUAAAGGGAGAAAUUCCAAGGGAUACCUUCCCAGAUUGGGAGACAAUGCCUGAAAUCAACACAUCAACUCCAAAGCAAACUCUUUCUGAACAGCAAUCAUCCCAGGAGGUGACAAUGGAGAGAUUUGCAAGGAAUUUUUUCUGUUACUCUAAUCAAGAACAAGCCUGGGAAUCUUACGAUCAAAAUGGGAAACAGCAAAGAAUUCCAGAGAGACAUUUGAGACAAAUGAUGAUUCCCCAGAAGAAAAUGCUCUCUGUGAUGAGGGACCCUCAGUAUAAUGUGUAUAGUCUGAGUUCAGUCCUUGUUAAAGAAGAGAGUGUUUCUAGAAAAGAGAGAUAUCCUGAAUGUGAUAUAUAUGAAAAAACCUUCAAAUGUAAUUCAUAUUUAAUUAAACAUCAGAAAAUCUCUGCAGCAAAGAAACCUUUUGAAUGUAAUGAAUGUGGCAAAACUUUCACUAAAAAUGCACUCCUCCGGCAGCAUCAAGUAAUACAUACUGGAGAGAAACCUUAUAAAUGUAAUGAAUGUGAGAAGGCUUUCAGUAAAGGUGCACUCCUUAUUCAGCAUCAGAGAGUCCAUACUGGAGAGAAACCUUAUAAAUGUAAUGACUGUGAAAAAGCUUUCAGUAAGGCUGCACUCCUUAUGCAACAUCAAAGAGUUCAUACUGGAGAAAAACCCUAUAUGUGCAAUGAAUGUGGGAAAGCCUUUAGUCAGAGCAUAUGCCUUACUCGCCAUAAGAGGAUUCACACUGGAGAAAAGCCCUAUGAAUGUAAUGAAUGUGGAAAGACUUUUAGAUUACGUGGACACCUUACUCAGCAUCAAAGAAUUCAUACUGGAGAAAAACCAUAUAAAUGUAGUGAGUGUGGGAAAACUUUCAGUCAAAGUACAGAUCGUACUCAACAUGAGAGAAUUCAUACUGGAGAGAAACCUUAUAAAUGUAUUGAAUGUGGGAAAACCUUCAUUCAGAGUACACACUUGACUCAGCAUCAGAGAAUCCAUACUGGAGAAAAACCCUAUGAAUGUAGUGAAUGUGGAAAAGCAUUUUGUGAUAGGUCAUCUUUUACUAAACAUCAAAGGAUUCACACUGGAGAGAAACCCUAUGAAUGUACUGAAUGUGGGAAAGCCUUUAUUAGAAGUUCAGACCUUAUUCAACAUCAUAGAACUCACACUGGGGAGAAACCAUAUGAAUGUAAUGCAUGUGGGAAAGCUUUCAGCCUACAUGUACACCUUACUCGACAUCAGAGAAUCCAUACUGGAGAGAAACCCUAUAAAUGUAAUCAAUGUGGGAAUGCCUUUAGGCAUAGUUCAGCCCUGGCCAGACACCUGAGACUUCAUAGUGGAGAAUAAUCUUAAGAUUAUUAUUUUUUUUUUAGGCUUACCCUUAUUCAAAUACUGUAUAGUCACAAUAUCACAUAAGUUGCCAGUUAUUAUUACUUUACUUGGAAUAUUUGAAAUGAAAAAAUAUGCUUCUUUUCUCUUCAGCUGUAUUUUUUCCUUCUCAAUAAUAAAGGCUAGCACCUACAAAGGAGUGGGGUCAGUUCACCCCAAAGCAAUUCAUUUGAGUAAUUUGUCUAAUGAUUAAUUCACUCAAUACCAAUUUUACAAGAGGAAUAAACAUUUUAAUGUUUUCUUUUAAAAUUACCUGUUUUGUAAGGAAAUUUUAAAGUUUGUAUUAAUUGUUUUUAAAAUUUGUAUUAAUUGUUUUUAUUAAUGAAAUAAAAGUGAUUCAUCAAUAAACCUAAUAGGGUUAGGAAGGUUGACCAUUGUUCUUAAGUGAAUUGGCUAGCUUUCCUUUACAAUAUAAUUGUGGGAAAAUGUAAUUGGAAAGUUUUCCUAUGUGGAUUAUCAGGCAAUAACUACUAAAUUCUAGUGUCUUCAAAAGAAGAGAAAUAACUUUUUUUAAAAACCCUUCUGUCUUAGAAUCUAUAUGGAAUAUCCGUUCCAAAUCAGAAGAGUGUUAAGGGCAAGGCAACUUGGGUUAAUUAACUUGCCCAGAGCCACACAGCUUGGAAGUAUCUGAGGGUAGAUUUGAACCCAGGACCUCCGAUCUCUAGGCCUGAUGCUCUAUCCACUGAGCAACCUAGCUUACCAAUAACUUUAUUUUUAAAAUAGAAAUCCUUUUUUUUUGUCAUAAUAGUUCAUGAAAACAUCUAUUGAAAUAUUGGAGGAGUUUUAAGGAGCAUUAGGGAAGGGAAUACACAUACCAUAUUCUUUUAUGACUAUUCACUUCCUUGAAGUAUUUUUCUUAAUCUUUGCAAUAAAAAAUAAACUUAAGAAAAGUUUCAGAACAGAAGAAAUGAACAAAUACAGGUAGCUUUCCAAGCUAAUGAAGUUUAUAUUACUGAAAAAUAUAAUUUAAAAUGAAGUAAUAUAAUACCCAUCUGAUUUUCACAUGGAAACAAUUUUGUAAGAGGAGUCACAUUCCUUAUCUGGGGCCUAAUGCCUAAUUUUCUUAAAAAUAUCAGCAAACAAUUUUAAAAAACUAACUCUAAAUGGUUUAUCUGUGUGAUUUCAAACCUUCUAAAGUAUAGAUGGAAGUUGAUUUAGCAGGAAAACAUUAACAAAUAAAAAAAUCAUGAUGUAACAUUGUUGUUUUCAUAAUUACUGCCUUAUUUUGUACUAUAGGAAAAGUAAAAAUAAAGGAAAAUCUUUUUCAGGAUUGUGAAAUUGGAAA
Messenger RNA from Monodelphis domestica (gray short-tailed opossum), 4607 nucleotides. The record is from RefSeq and is a predicted model, not a curated record. NCBI's taxonomy places the organism in Eukaryota, Metazoa, Chordata, Mammalia, Didelphimorphia, Didelphidae.